ACACACACAGACACACACACACACACACAUUUUCAGGUCAAGCACGCAAGUCUUUACCUUUAUGUGCAUAUGUUAACAUCGAACACAGAGAAAAUUAUUUAGAUCUCAGUAGAAUAUUCACAGCUCUUUGGAAUUUAAAUGCAAAAGCAUGUACAGACUAGAAGUUAUUUUAUUCCCUUUAAAUCCUUAAAAUCUUGAAUUGACAUUCACACAUGCUCACAUCUGGGGCUGCCAUGAGGUAAAAAUGAACUCAUGCAUUCAUUCCUCAUUCUAAAGAAGAAUUGCAAUCCUCAAACCCAGCCCACUUCAAACCGAAAUAUACCAUCAUAAAUAUGGCAGAUGAGGAGCAGAACAGGUGAAGCCACUGACACAGCAUCAGGUGUGAGCAGGAACAUACCAUCCCUCAUCUGAAACUGAGGACACUUCAGAAGAAGAGAGAAUGAUGAAUGGUCUGGGACACUAUCUUUUAUCGGACUGCAUACAGCACACUUGACCUUCUGUCGGAAGUCUUUAAAUAUGUGGUGAGGACAUGUUUGAGCUGCAUGUGGUGCAGUUGGAACUGGAGGACGUGGAUCGACAGAUCCGGACCCUUCUCGAAAAGCAGGCCGAGCUAGGCGAGCAGCAGACAGCGCUGGAAACUUCCCGUGCUGACUUUCACCGCUCCUCGGGACCUUGGGUGCUUCAGCAGCGGAAGACGCGAGCCAGGCCUCGGACCAGGACCUCUCCUCCUCCGCCGCCCCCGAUCUUCGAGGUCUCGACACGGAACCGCUUCUCCCCUCUUCGCGAGGCGGAACGCGACGCUGUGGUCAUCGGAGACUCCAUCGUCCGCCACGUCCACGCUACCACAGCCAAAGGUAAGGUGCUCAGUCACUGUUUUCCUGGUGCUCGUGUUCUCGAUGUCGCUGUGCAGGUUCCCGCGAUCCUCAACGGUGCUGAGACCAUCGGAGCUGUAGUUCUGCACGCGGGGGUGAACGACACCAGGCUGCGGCAGACGGAGGUGCUGAAGCAGGACUUCAGGAGCCUGAUCGAGAUGGUACGAGCCACAUCGCCCGCGACGAGGAUCAUCGUGUCCGGACCGCUUCUGACGUACCGACGAGGACAUGAAAGGUUCAGUAGAUUAUUUGCUUUAAAUGAAUGGUUGAUGUCUUGGUGUAAUGAACAGAAGCUGCUCUUUAUAAAUAAUUGGAAUCUUUUCUGGGAGCGUCCUAGGCUCUUCCGUGCUGAUGGCCUGCACCCCAGCAGAAUCUGAGCUGAUCUUCUGUCGGAGAACAUCUCCAAGAUGCUUCGCACCGUAUGACUACUUCAGUUUGGAUCCAGCCUCUUAAGAAGACCUCAGAUGACCAACACCUAUGAAGAGACG
This is a messenger RNA of Megalobrama amblycephala (Wuchang bream), 1360 nucleotides long. RefSeq lists its product as uncharacterized. NCBI's taxonomy places the organism in Eukaryota, Metazoa, Chordata, Actinopteri, Cypriniformes, Xenocyprididae. The coding region runs from base 530 to 1249 and encodes 239 amino acids. The transcript is spliced from 4 exons. The record is from RefSeq and is a predicted model, not a curated record.